AACCUCAAAGAUAACCCACCGAACUCAAUUCAAUUAAUUUAUUGAAAAUGUUUAAAAAAUUUGAUGAAAAGGAAGGGGUUUCCGGUAUACUACAGUUAAAAUCGUCUGUUCAAAAAGGUAUUCGGGGUAAACUUUUAGAUCAAUUUCCUCAUUUAGAGGGUUAUAUCGAUGCUGUCAUCCCUAAAAAGGAUAAUUUACGUAUUGUAAAAUGUCAUGAUCAUAUUGAGAUUAUUGUGAACACUGCCGGUGAUUUGCUGUUUUUUAGACAACGAGAAGGACAGUGGAUGCCCACUUUAAGACUUUUGCACAAAUAUCCGUUUUUCUUGCCAAUGCAACAAGUUGAUAAAGGCGCAAUUAGAUUCGUUUUAAGUGGUGCUAAUAUUAUGUGUCCUGGAUUAACAUCUCCUGGUGCCAAAAUGACUGAAGUUCCUAAAGGAACUGUGGUGGCUAUUAUGGCUGAAGGAAAACAACAUGCUCUAGCUAUUGGAAUUACAACUCUAUCAACUGAAGAAAUAGGUAAAAUUAAUAAAGGUGUUGGAGUUGAAAAUUGUCAUUAUUUAAACGAUGGUUUAUGGCAAAUGAAACCUGUUAAAUAAGGCGGUGUUUUUGUAAUUUAUGGUUUAUUUCAUGUAUGAUGCUUUUUAUAAUAAUAUCGAGUAAUUAUAAUUA
Messenger RNA from Onthophagus taurus, 669 nucleotides. RefSeq names its product malignant T-cell-amplified sequence 1 homolog (gene MCTS1). Gene Ontology annotation, biological process: formation of translation preinitiation complex. Gene Ontology annotation, molecular function: RNA binding. The record is from RefSeq and is a predicted model, not a curated record. Lineage: Eukaryota; Metazoa; Arthropoda; Insecta; Coleoptera; Scarabaeidae.